Aethina tumida (small hive beetle) is the source of this 1768-nucleotide messenger RNA. It is a transcript of the gene Cdc23, whose product is annotated as cell division cycle protein 23 homolog. Gene Ontology annotation, biological process: cell division. The record is from RefSeq and is a predicted model, not a curated record. Bases 13 to 1731 code for a protein of 572 amino acids. The transcript has 6 exons. Gene Ontology annotation, molecular function: protein binding. NCBI's taxonomy places the organism in Eukaryota, Metazoa, Arthropoda, Insecta, Coleoptera, Nitidulidae. Gene Ontology annotation, cellular component: anaphase-promoting complex.
ACCGCCGCGAUAAUGGAAGCCACCGACUACAAGUUAGAUUUAAAAUGUAUGAAACAAGAUUUGCUGAGAGGAAUCAACGAGUGUUCUCAAAGGGGGCUAUUGCACAGUGUAAAAUGGCUGGCCGAGUUAAAUCACGCUUUGUCCCACGUUAAAUUAACGCCCGAAGAAACCCCAAUUUUUAAACAUGACUUAGAGGAUGAGUUAGAAAGUUAUUUGUUAGCCAAAUCCUAUUUCGAUUUGAAAGAGUACGAUAGGGCCGCAUUUUUCGUCAGUCAAUGUCACAAGCCUAAGGCUCGUUUUUUGUAUUUCUAUGCUAGUUACAUGUCAAUUGAAAAGAGAAAAUUGGACAACAUGACCGAUGCCAAUUGUCCACCUGAUCCAGCCAAAAAUGAUGAGCUAAACGAUUUAUGCACCGAGUUUAAGAAUGACUUCUAUGAAGACAAGCUUGAUGCCUAUUGUAUGUAUUUGUAUGGGGUUAUUUUAAAAAAAUUAGAUUUAAAUUCUUUGGCUGUGGAUGCUUAUCUGAAGGCUGUGAAGGAAGAACCAAUUCUUUGGUGUGCCUGGUAUGAAUUGGGGAAACUGAUGCCUGAUAAGAAUAAGAUAUUCUCCAUUCAGUUGCCAGAUCAUUGGAUAAAGUUGUUCUUCCUAGCCCACACUUAUUUGGAACAGCUGAACAAUGAUGAGGCCAUUCAAAUUUACACCAAUUUAAGUUCACAAGGGCUAGAAAAUAGUACCUAUAUCAUGUCACAACUUGCCUUAGGACAUCACAACAGGAGAGAGCUAAAUAGUGCCAUUACUAUGUUCCAAAAAAUCCUCACGGUGGAUCCCUUCAGAUUGGACAAUCUAGACACUUACUCAAAUCUGCUUUAUGUCCAGGAAAUGAAAACUCAAUUAGCAGAUUUGGCCCACAAAGUCGUAUUAAUAGAUAAAUAUCGUGUUGAAACUUGUUGUGUGAUAGGAAAUUAUUACAGUUUAAGAUCCGACCACCCCAAAGCAGUUUUAUAUUUUCGUAGAGCUUUGAAACUCAACCCUCAAUUUUUGUCCGCUUGGACUUUGAUGGGACACGAAUUUAUGGAAAUGAAGAACACUAAUGCUGCCAUACAAAGUUAUAGACAUGCCAUAGAAAUUAAUAAAAGAGAUUAUAGGGCAUGGUAUGGCUUGGGUCAAACUUACGAGAUACUCAAAAUGCCUUUCUAUUGCUUACACUAUUACAAACAAGCCCAACAGUUAAAGCCUAAUGACAGUCGAAUGAUUAUUGCGUUAGGUGAAACAUACGAAAAACUGGACAAGAAUGAAAAUGCGCUGAAGUGUUAUUAUAAAGCUUGCACCAUAGGCGACGUAGAAGGAAUAGCACUGAUAAAAUUAGCAAAAUUGUAUGACAAAAUUGGGGAAACGGAUAAUGCAGCAUCGGCAUUCACCGAGUAUUGUCUUAAGGACGACGAUUUUAAAGAUAGACCUUAUGAAGAGCAGGCAGAGUUCUUCGCUGCUUUACAGUAUUUAGCAAAUUAUCAUCUUAAAAGGGGAGAAUUGGAUGAUGCAUAUAUUUAUGCCUAUAAAUGUCUAGAAUGUGAUGAGACGAAAGAACAAGGCAAAGCGUUACUUAAAGACAUAGCAUUGAAAAGGGCAGAACGGGACAGAGAACUGCGGGAUGCUGCGCCUAUGAUUGUAGAAGAUGGUGGAAGAAAUGAAACCAACGCUAGCAUAGUGUUUUCAGGAAACUCAAUGUAUUAAUAUAUAUGUUUUUAUUUUAAUAUAAUUUUAUUUUGUA